AUGCCAAAAUAUGCCAAAUUCCUCAAGGAGCUUCUAACCAAUAGAAGGAAGAUGGAGGAAGUAAAAAAGGUAGUUCUUAUUGAAAACUGCUCAUCUGCCUUGUUAAGAAAACUACCAAAGAAGAAGGGUGACCCGGGAAGCUUGACUUUGCCAUGCCAAUUUGGUAACUUGGCCACCAUUCAUGCUUUAGCUGAUUCGGGAGCAAGUGUGAACCUCAUGUCUUAUUCAUUUUUCAAGAAAUUGGAUCUCCCGGAACCAAGGCCAAUUCGAAUGGCAAUUCACUUAGCAAAUAAAACAGUCACAUUUCCAAGAGGAAUAUGUGAAGAUUUAUUGGUAAUGGUGGACACGUUCGUGUUUCCUGCAGACUUUAUAAUUCUAGACAUGGAAGCGGAUCCUCAAGUCACGAUCAUCAUUGGAAGACCUUUCCUUGACACGGAAAGUGCUAUAGUUGACAUGAGAGACUCGAAACUUACUCUACGGGUGGGGGAUGAUUCCGUCACUUUCGAGGUUGAUUGA
Molecule: messenger RNA, 516 nt
Organism: Lactuca sativa (garden lettuce)
Lineage: Eukaryota; Viridiplantae; Streptophyta; Magnoliopsida; Asterales; Asteraceae
Biological process (GO): proteolysis
Molecular function (GO): aspartic-type endopeptidase activity
Source: RefSeq, a predicted model, not a curated record